Daldinia decipiens is the source of this 1045-nucleotide messenger RNA. RefSeq lists its product as uncharacterized. The record is from RefSeq and is a predicted model, not a curated record. The transcript has 2 exons. The coding region runs from base 88 to 507 and encodes 139 amino acids. NCBI's taxonomy places the organism in Eukaryota, Fungi, Ascomycota, Sordariomycetes, Xylariales, Hypoxylaceae.
ACCUAUUGUUGCCCCCAAUUGUAGAACUUGAAGAAUACCUACCUACGCACACAUUUACGAGAACACCUAAAGUAACACAUCUAGACUAUGGCGACCCCAGGACAGACGGUAGGACCGGGGCCUGUGGAAUCAAGUACGCCGCAGCAGCCGAUAGGAACACCCUCGACGCCUGCGACGCCUUCAACGCCUGCGACGCCUUCAACGCCUGCAACACCCGCCACACCCAGUUCACCAACUGUACAACCGGCACCACAACCAACUCCAGCACCAGCUUCGACACUAGCUCCGGCUCCGGCACCGCAACCAGCACCUCAGCCAAGCCAGACACCAAAUGUCGUCGAUCCUGAUCAACUUGAGAGGGAAAAAGAAGCCAACAGGAGACAAGCAGAAGCUAUACGUAAACUUCAACAAGAAUUAAAAGUUGGGAGGCUAGUAAUAUGUGUUGGAUCUGGAGUAACUCUACACGCGGUCCCUAGCACCGAGAGAAGACGUAUGGGAGGUGCAUAACGUAAAAGACCUACCCAACGCUAUGAAAAAUCCCCUACUGAAAGAAAGAUCUAACCUUUGUCGUCUUCUACAUAGUGGGGUGGUCUAAUCGAGAAUGGAUUCCAAUAUGUCGAAGACCAAGCUAAGCAAAUCGCCGAUCGACAUAGACGCGACAUCGACCGAGCGAGAGAAUUACUGAAUAUCCCGGAUCGGACAAAGCAGGACCAAUUCGAAGCCAUAAACAGGUUGGAGGGGCUUUUUACUAAGCGUCCCGACCUUUUUGCGGGUUGGCUCAAACAUCAAUUCCACUCUUUAUACGACAUCACUGUCGACAGAAGUAUUCUUGACAGCCUGAGACAACUUCACCGGAAUGGUGCGAUGCUGUUGACUACUAAUUAUGAUGACCUACUUGAAAAGCAUUGCGGGAUCCCUCCUGUCGGGAGGUCAGAUGAGUAUGAGCUAGCGUCAUUCCAACGAAAAUCUUUUGACGGCGUUUUCCAUCCUCAUGGCCACUGGAAGGAUCCCGAAAAUAUCGUUUUGUCUGCACGAAAUUAUCAGG